AUACCCGUGUAGAAAAUCAGAACGACUCUUUCAGGCCAUCUUUAAAACAUCAUGGUAAACCAUACUUGAUCCUAAAUUCCUGUACUUCCUCAGGCCACCCGAGCAUGAAACGCUGUCACCUACCCACAUCCGCUGGCUGUGACGCUUGUCAAAGUGUUUUUUAUCGGCUGCAUGCCUAGACCACCAAGGCGUUCUGUCAGGACAGUGUCACUGGAGAAGGCGGCACGACAUGUCCAGAGCGCAGAUCUGGGGUCUGGUGUCUGGUGUCGGAGGGUUUGGAGCUCUCGUCGCUGCCACUGCGUCCAAUGAGUGGAAAGUGACUACGCGGGCCUCCUCGGUGAUAACGGCCACUUGGGUUUACCAGGGUCUGUGGAUGAACUGCGCAGGUAACGCGUUGGGUUCUUUCCAUUGCCGACCGCAUUUUACUAUCUUCAAAGUUGAAGGUUAUAUCCAGGCAUGUAGAGGACUUAUGAUCGCUGCUGUCAGCCUGGGCUUCUUUGGUUCCAUAUUUGCACUCUUUGGAAUGAAGUGUACCAAAGUUGGAGGCUCCGAUAAAGCCAAAGCUAAGAUUGCUUGUUUGGCCGGGAUUGUGUUCAUACUGUCAGGGCUGUGCUCAAUGACUGGCUGUUCCCUGUAUGCAAACAAAAUCACAACGGAAUUCUUUGAUCCCCUCUUUGUGGAGCAAAAGUAUGAAUUAGGAGCCGCUCUGUUUAUUGGAUGGGCAGGAGCCUCACUGUGCAUAAUUGGUGGUAUCAUAUUUUGCUUUUCAAUAUCUGACAACAACAAAACACCCAGAUACGCAUACAAUGGGGCCACAUCUGUCAUGUCUUCUCGGACAAAGUAUCAUGGUGGAGAAGAUUUUAAAACCACAAACCCUUCAAAACAGUUUGAUAAAAAUGCGUAUGUCUAAAAGAGCUCGCUGGCAAGCUGCAUCUUGAGUUUGUUAUAAAAGCGAACUGUUCACAAAAUGAUCCCAUCAAAGCCCUCCCAUAAUUAACACUCAAACUAUUUUUAAAACAUGCAUUUGAAGCAUUUGUUGAUUGUAUGGAUGUAAAUGUUCUUACACGGUUAUAUACUAAUCAUUUUCUGUUGUGGCUUUCUAUAAAAAAUAAACAGGUUAUUUACAGGA
Molecule: messenger RNA, 1129 nt
Organism: Sapajus apella (tufted capuchin)
Lineage: Eukaryota; Metazoa; Chordata; Mammalia; Primates; Cebidae
Gene: CLDN10
Product: claudin 10
Exons: 5
Coding region: 230-910 (226 amino acids)
Biological process (GO): bicellular tight junction assembly; cell adhesion
Cellular component (GO): bicellular tight junction; plasma membrane
Molecular function (GO): structural molecule activity
Source: RefSeq, a predicted model, not a curated record